Molecule: messenger RNA, 2658 nt
Organism: Sitodiplosis mosellana (orange wheat blossom midge)
Lineage: Eukaryota; Metazoa; Arthropoda; Insecta; Diptera; Cecidomyiidae
Product: lysophosphatidylserine lipase ABHD12
Exons: 5
Coding region: 1288-2520 (410 amino acids)
Biological process (GO): monoacylglycerol catabolic process; phosphatidylserine catabolic process
Cellular component (GO): endoplasmic reticulum membrane
Molecular function (GO): phosphatidylcholine lysophospholipase A1 activity; monoacylglycerol lipase activity
Source: RefSeq, a predicted model, not a curated record
CGUUAAUCAAAAGAAAAAAGAAGAAUUCAAUUUAAUAGCAAGAAAAGAAAAAAAAUAUACAUUUUAUAAGUCAAUCUAAGUUAAAAGCAAUAACUCAUCAGAAUCAAAAAUUAAAAGUGAAAUAUCAUUGCAAAUUAUAUAUAUCCGUAUUCUAUUCAGAUGUGUUAUGUACGACGGAAACCCAUUUUGAAUAUUUCAGAGCCUACUAAUUACAGUUAUCGUAGAAUAAAAUGCUGAGCCAUAGAAAUGUGUUAAUUUUGUUUUGUUCAAACUAAAAUUGAAUGAUAAACUUUGUACAUACUUUGUUUGAAUAAGAUUUAUCGGAAAAUAGCGUAGCAGAGUGAAUGUCGGGCAAGGUCUGUGGCUUGUGUCGUUGGACCGGAAUCAAGUUAACUUAAUACAAAAAUACCGAACUUGUUUUCCCCCGGAACAAAAACAAAAACAAUAUCCAAUGAAUUCAUUGUGCGUUUAUGUUAUUUUGCUUCUGUCAAUGGGAAAACGUCAUAACAUGACGUACACGAAAAGCAGGCAGUCGAAUCGCUCAAAUCAUAAAGCUGGUCAUUGUUUUCAUUGUUGAAUUUAUUCUAAUCAAGUGCUCAGUUUGUGUUGUCCAUUCGAGUCUGCAGUGAGAUAAAAUGCAACAUUGUCUGCAUUCCGGCGGAAAAAGUGCAGCACAUUUUAAUUUUGUCAAUCGUAAUCGAAUAAUUAUUUUGGUUUUCGCAUCUCUUUCUUUAUUUCAGUUGAUUCUUCUUUCAAAACGAAAGAAAUGACAAUAUUUACAAAUUGGCAAUAAAACAAAAACCAAAUCUGAACGAGGCCUGCUUAUGUGAUUGACGUGUAAAUGACCGGGACUAUAAACAGUGAGCUUUUUUCUGCUUAAGCAAAAAGAAGAGAACGAAUCAAUUGUUUUCCAUUUUAAGUCUAACUUAUGUCCAACGACCAUGAGUGUGAUAUCAAAACGACGCUUUAUCAAAAGAGAAUAAGUAGACACUGGACUAUUUUCAAUAGUUUUACUGCGUUUUUACUUCGACAAUAACACUGAACGUAGUUAAAGGGUUUGCACAAUGUUUCUUCUAAUUUCGUGCAACUAAAACAAUUUUUUUAAUGGAUUUUCUUUACGGAAAUUCAACCGCAGACCAUCAUCGGCUGGCAGAAUGUAAGCUUCUCAAUAUGCCAUAAAAUUCAAACAAGCAGAACAAAAUAAAACGAUCGAUUAGGAAAUAAUUGAAAUAUAGAGAAUAUUCAAGAGAAAAUAAUUAAACACAUACAAAACCAAAGAAAAAGAAAAUGUUGGAUUCAAAUCGCAUAUUGAAAGAUGUGCUUGCCUCUGCAAUCAUUCCUGGACUUUUCGUUGUAUUGUGGUUAUUUGGGUUAAUAUCCAUUGCGACGCUGAAACUAUGUUUAAUUGGAAGCAUUAUCAUAUUUAUUGUGUUACCAUUUAUUUAUAAGUAUUCGCCAGUAUUGCAGCGUGGCGUUCUAUUUUUAACAUUCAUUGCACAUCCAUCCACCUCAGUAUUAAAAUCACCCGCAGAUCUUGGCCUAUAUGCAACUCGCAAUUUUUAUAUUAAGUAUCGCGAUAACGUUGAAGACAAGAAUGUGACACUUGGCGUUUGGCAUAUACUACCGAACUAUAUAGCUCAAAAGUUUGCCAAAGAGCUCGGAGUGAAGAAGAGUGAUGUGAAGCCAUCAAAUAAGACAAAGCACCAUCUGGUGAAAUACGAUCAAUCAAUUGAAGCCAUCGAGAGUCAAAUCCGAAAUGAAUUUCCAACCAUCACCGAGCAAAAUAAUGUGGAAUUUUAUGAGCGAAUGCUUCAUGUUGCGGGUGCUAAAAUUGUGUUCUAUAUGCAUGGCAACAGUGGAUCAAGGGCGGCAUCACAUCGAAUUGAAUUGUAUCAAGUGUUAAGAGAGCAAGGUUACCACGUGAUUUGUUUUGAUUACCGUGGCUAUGGUGACUCAUUACCAGCAUCUCCGACCGAGACGGGCCUCGUGAACGAUGCUAUCGCUGUAUACAAAUACAUUACAAGUGUAACAACCAAUCCGAUAUUCGCCUGGGGUCAUUCACUUGGUACCGGUGUUGGUUGUCAUACUUUGGCCAAACUCAAGCAGCUGAACAUAUUUGGACCAAGAGUUUUGGUGCUAGAAAGUCCAUUCAAUAAUAUACGCGAUGAAGUGCGUGAACAUCCUUUUUCACGCUUUUUCCGUCACUUGCCAUGGUUCGAUUACACCAUUGUCGAUCCAAUGUUCGAAAAUAAACUACGAUUUGAGUCAGACAAACACGUCUCAACAUUCCCACAACCGCUUAUGAUUUUGCAUGCUGUUGAUGACCUCGUAGUGCCAUAUAAAUUAGGCCAUAAAUUAUACCUGUGGGCAUUGGAUAAGCGACAUAAAUCUUGGGGCCCCGUUGAAUUCCAUCGAUUCGACGCGGACAGCGGCUACGGCCACAAAUUCAUUUGCCGCGCACCCGAAUUGCCGGACAUUUUCAAUAAAUUCUUCGAAACAUACGGCAAUGAAAUCUAUUAGAAUCCUUUAUAUAUUCUAUCGAAUCGAUUUUUAGUAUAUUUAUUUGUUGUAAUUGAAAUCAAAAUGACUGCUGAAUGGCCUUUCUAAAUUGGUUCAGAAAAAUAAAUAAUAAAAAAAUAAAUCCAAAAAGAAAACCAA